UACAAUAACAAUCCGCAGCCGGGAUCUGGAGGGAUCGGGACCGCACACCGGGGAGACACACCGGCACCGGGGACACACCAUAGGCACACACCGGCACCGGGACCGGGACACACCGGGAUCGCGCGUCAGCCGCAGACAUGGUGUCUCCAGUCACUGUGGUCAAAUGCGAGGGUCCAAAGCUGGUACCGUUUUUCAAGGCCACCUGCGUUUAUUUUGUGCUCUGGCUUCCGACGUCGAGUCCGUCUUGGUUCAGCGCCCUCAUUAAGUGUUUACCCAUCUUCUGCCUCUGGGUAUUCCUUCUGGCCCACGGGGUAAAUUUCCUCGUCAGCCACCGCAGUGCCAAGAGAAUUUUCGCCGGAUUAAUAUUCUCGGCGGUGGGAGAUGCCUUCCUGAUUUGGCAGGAACAGGGAUACUUUGUGCACGGUCUGCUGAUGUUCGCCGUCACCCACAUCCUGUAUUCCUCGGCCUUCGGCAUGAAACCCCUGGACCUGAGGAGCGGACUCGUCGUGGGUCUGAUCUCCGUCGUUCUCUACACCUUUUUGUAUUCCUACCUCUCCGGCCCGUUCACUUACCUGGUGGCCGUCUACACGGCUCUGAUCUCGUUCAUGGGCUGGAGAGCGAUAGCCGGCGUCCAGCUCUGCAACGACCUCUGGACGUGGACCAAGCUGUCCGCCUGCCUCGGCUCCGUGCUCUUCAUAGUCUCCGACCUGACGAUCGCCGUCAACAAGUUCUGCUUCCCGGUGCCCAGCUCCAGAGCCAUCAUAAUGGCCACUUAUUACGCGGCCCAGAUGCUGAUCUCGCUGUCGGCCGUCGAAUGCAGGGACGGCGAUGACUACAAGAAGAGGAAGUAAAUAUCCGCGCGGACCUUUCCUGGAAAGAAAGAAUAA
Messenger RNA from Spea bombifrons (plains spadefoot toad), 887 nucleotides. It is a transcript of the gene TMEM86A, whose product is annotated as transmembrane protein 86A. Lineage: Eukaryota; Metazoa; Chordata; Amphibia; Anura; Pelobatidae. The transcript has 3 exons. Gene Ontology annotation, cellular component: membrane. The record is from RefSeq and is a predicted model, not a curated record. The coding region runs from base 138 to 851 and encodes 237 amino acids.